This is a messenger RNA of Mobula hypostoma (lesser devil ray), 6778 nucleotides long. RefSeq names its product galectin-related protein-like. The record is from RefSeq and is a predicted model, not a curated record. The transcript is spliced from 5 exons. The coding region runs from base 4545 to 5054 and encodes 169 amino acids. Lineage: Eukaryota; Metazoa; Chordata; Chondrichthyes; Myliobatiformes; Myliobatidae. Gene Ontology annotation, molecular function: carbohydrate binding.
UGCAAUUUGUUUCAAAAGUCAAAUAUCUAUUGACAGUUUAAUACAGCACCCAUUGAUGUUGUUCAAUUUAUAUAAAACAGUGAUCUAUGUGAUCAGUGAUACCGUUAAAACCCUACAGCCCAGUGGUGGCUAACAGAUUUAUCAUGCUUACAUGUAGAUUAUUAAUUAACAAUGUACUUGAAACUAUUAAAAUGAAAUAAAUUAAAUUAAAACCAUUGCACCUUAAAUUUAAAGCCUUCAUUUUUAAUGACAUGCAGUAAAUAUCAAAUGAGAAGUUUGUUAUGUAUUUUGAUUUUUGUAAUACCUCACUCGUUCAGAUACAUGGCGCACUCUGAACAUGUUAGUCCUGACAAAGGGUCUCGGCCUGAAACGUCGACUGCACCUCUUCCUAGAGAUGCUGCCUGGCCUGCUGCGUUCACCAGCAAAUUUUAUGUGUGUUGCUUGAAUUUCCAGCAUCUGCAGAAUUCCUGUUGUUUGCACACUUAACAUGAUGGAUUCAAUGAUGAGACCCGAGGGCUUCUCGAUACACAGGGUGGACUGAACUGCUGAUUCAGAGAAGGAAAAGGGUGGGGGUCUGUGUUUCAUGAUAAACCCUCUGUGGUGAUUAUAUACAGCCGUCUUGGUCUUGUCACACUCUUGUUCCCCCGACCUGGAACAUCUAACGAUUAGGUGCUGAUUGUUCUCCUUACCAAGAGAGCUCUUCUCAGUGACCCUGACCAUAGUUGACAUACUGCCAAGAGCCAACAUUAAUCAGGCACUCGAGAUAUCGAACGCUGCCAUCAUGAAAACAAGAAACUGCCCAGCCCGAUGCAUUUUAAAUCAUGGUUAGGGACUUCAAUCAGGCUUGUUUGAAGAAAUCUCCUCCAAUUAGCAUCAAAAUAUAACUUGCGGCACCAGGGGUCCCAACACACUCAAUCAUUGCUACACUAUGAUUAGGAGUGGCUGUGGGAUUGCUUAGAGUUGGUGGACUGGGCUGUGUUCAAGGACUCAUCAGAGGAUCCGAACGAAUACACCACAGUUGUCACAGACUUUAUAGAAACAGUCCCACAAAAUUAAUCAGUCUUCCCCCACCAGAAGCCCUUGAUGAACCAUGAGAUCCGUAAUCAGCUGAGGGCCUGAUCAGUGGCAUUCAGGUCUGGCAACCAAGGAAGAUACAAGAGGUCCACAUUCGACCUCUGGAAAGCCAUCUCACGUGCAAGGUGGCAUUUCCAGACCAAACUUGAACCACUGAAGGAUGCUCAACAGCUGUGUCCGGGCUUGAAUGCCAUCACCUCCUACAGAGUGAAACCAAGCGACAUACGGUAAAUGACAACAGGGCUUCACUUCCAGAGGAGCUCUAUGCCUUCUAUUCUUGCUUUCACUGUCAAAACAUGAAGGAACCUUUGUGAACUCCCACAGCCCCUGAUGACCCUGCGAUUUCGGUCUCUGAGGCCAACAUGAGAGCAUCCUUCAGGAGGGUGAACCUAAAGAAAUCAUCCAGCCCAGAUGGGGUACCACGCUGAGUACUAAAGACCAGUGCCAGUCAACUGGCUGGACUGUUCACCGAUAUCUUUAACCUCUCGCUUCAGCGGUCUGAGAUACCCACCCGCACCAAACAGGCUAUAAUUAUACCAGUGCCUAAGAUGAGGGUGGAAACCUGCCUCACUGAGUAUCAUCCAGAAGCACUUGCAUCCACUGUGAUGAAGUGCUUUGAGAGGUUAGUGAUAAAACACAUCAACUCCUGCCUGAGAAGCGACUUAAAUCCGCUCCAGUUUGCCCACCGGCACAACAGGUCCACAACAGAUGCCAUUUCACUGGCUCUCCACUCAACCUUGGAACAUCUGGACAGCAACAAUGUAUACAUCAGGAUGCUCUUUAUCGACCACAGCUCAGCACUUAAUACUAUCAGCCCCUCAAAACUGAUCAAUAAGUUUCAAUACCUCAUUUUGCAAUUGGAUCCUGGAUUUCCUCACUUGCAGACCCCAGUCAGGUCAGAUUGGUAACAACAUCUCCUCCACGAUCUCCACCAGCAGAGGUGCACCACGAGGCUGUGUGCUUACCCCCCUGCUCUACUCAUUUUACACUUAUGACUGUGUGACUCAGCACAGCUCCAAUGUUACAUUUAAGUUUGCUGGCACCACCACUGUCGUUGACCAAAUCAAAGAUGAUGACAAUUCGGCAUGGAAAAUCUGGCUGAGUACUCAGUGUCAGUAGGACCAAGGGUCAUUGAUUUCAUCAGGAGGACACUAGAAGUCCAUGAGACAGUCCUCAUCAGAGGAUUAGAGGUGGAGAGGGUCAGCAACUUUAAAUGCUUUGGUGUUAUCAUCUCAGGUGAUCUGUCCUGGGCCCAACACAUAAGCAAAAUGACAAAGAAAGCACGGCAACACCUCUACUUCCUUAGAAGUUUGUGAAGAUUUGGCAUGACAUGUAAAACUUUGACAAACUUCUAUAUAUCUGUGUUGGGAGAGUACAUUGACUGGUUGCAUCACAAUCUGGUAUGGAAACCCCAAUGUCCUUGAAUGGAAAAUCCUGCAAAAGGUAGUGGAUACGGCCCAGUCCAUCACAGGCAGCAUCUAUCAUCAAGGACCCCACCACCCAGGUCAUGCUCUCCUCUUGCUGCUGCCAUCAGGAAGGAGGUACAGGAGCCCCAGGACCCACAGCACCAGGUUCAGGAACAGUUAUUACCCCUCAACCAUCAGGCUCUUGAACCAGGAAGAUAACUUCACUCACUCCAACACUGAACUGUUCCACCACAUACUGAGCCCACCACAAACUAUGGACUCACUUUAAAUCUCACGCUCACAGUACUUAUUAUUACUGUUGUUGCAAAUGCACCAUUUGUUGCAUUUUGCACAUUGGUUGUUUGUCUGUCCUAUUGGGUGCAGCCUUUCAUUGAUUCGAUAGUGUUUUUUAGAUUUACUGUGUAUGCCCACAAGAAAAUGAAUCUCAGGGUUGGAUAUGGGGCCACAUAGAGUAUGUACUUUGAGGUUUGUCCCUCAGUUAUAUUUAUUAAGUAGGAUGCACAAACUUAUAUUUAUCUGUCAUCUUCCAUCACCGCAGAAUAUCUCAGUGAUUACAGUCCGAUGAUGUACUUUACAAAAUGUAUUCUCUGUUGUAAUGUAGAAAAGGAAACAGCUAAUAAUUUCACAAGUUAAAUUGAUUUGAUUUUUAUUGCGUUACUGACUGAGGGAUAAUUACUUAUUGGACAUGGGAAUUAAUUCCCCAGUCUUCUUUCAGAUACAGUAAAGCACACACUGAUCACCUGCUAUGCAACCGUUUGGAAAUGGCAGUGCUUUGGCAUGUGGCUCACUAUAUAUAUCCAGAGCUCCUUUUACACCCAAUUAGUCCUUGUGCUGCCUUUUAACUUAACUGAGAUAACUAGUAAAUUUAUUUUAACGUUGUGGAGCACCUAAAAUAGAUGAAUUAAUAAUAUGCUAGGGUAUUAAUAAUGUGAUACCACAGAUAGGCUAUGCAAUUGUCACAGGAUCUUCUUUGAUUUCAUUGUCUCCUUUGCAAUGGUUUUAACAUUUCAUUUAGUCACUAUAUUUUCCAGUUAACUUUCCGUUUUACAUUUACAAGAACACCCAGAUCAUUCCAUACAGUAGUACUCUGUUGGAUCUCUCUGUUUAAUCAUUUUCUGUUCUUGUCAGAGUGGAUAAACAUGUACUUCACACUUUGUACCAUCUGCCAAUUUUUUUUGACAACUCGCCUAACUCAGUAAUAGCCCCUUCAGACUCUCGUGUCCUCCUUAUAAUUUAUUACUCCCAUUAAGAGAGUAGGGGGCUAUGAUAGCCUAUCUUAUCUUUUUUUAUUUGACAACACAGCAGAGUAUUCUGCCCACUGGGUCCAAGCCAACUGCAAGGGCGCAAUGCCAUUACUAUUCCCAUCUGAAACACUUCUGUUUCGCCACAAAGAAACAAACAGCCCUGAAGCCCAUGGCCCGUCGUGCGAAUGCCAGUCCUUUCGAAAUUAAUCUUACUUCGCUGCUCUUUCCCCCAUAGCUUUGAAACAGUAUUUCCUUUCGAUCCGCAAAUCCACUUUGGAAGUUGUUAUUGAAUCCGUUUCCACCUCCUUUUCAGCUGGCAAAUUCCCGGUUAUACUUGAGACAAAAAUGCCUAAUUUCAUUCCCUUCUGGUUCUUUGUCCUACAAAUUAAGUCUGAGAGUUUGUCUGGUUACGAGCCUUCUGCCACUGAAACUCGACACAAAUCCUUUCAUGAGUUUUGAACACCUCAAGUACUGGUUUGUUGGUAAACCGCAGCCUUCCCCUCGUUCCAGUUUGAUUUCUUCUGUAAUUCCUGAUUUGUGGUGCAGUUUAACACACAUCUGAGCGGAUUACUGGGAUCCCGUGACGCCAUUGCCCAUUGCGACCCGCGGUCUGGGCCGGUGCAGAAGCCUGCCGUCGCUGUCUGCCUUGUCCCGUCGGUGGGGGGGACUGCACAGGUUGGUCUGGGCGGUGCAGACGGCGGUGGGCAGGCGGGGCUCGGAGCCUGUUGCACGGUGGCUCGGCGCGGCUCGGCUCAGACCCGCCUUCCUCCUGCAAACUCGGCCCAGUUUCUGUGUGAAGAUGGCGGGAUCAGCAGCGAAAAGCGACAGAGUGAUAGUGGACGGACAUCACUUGAACAACUCAUUAACUUCCCCAGACUUUGAAGAUGUACCACGCUUGACUGUUCCUUUUUGUGGUACUAUAAAAGGAGGGAUGAGACCAGGAAAGAAGAUCAUUGUGAUGGGUAUCGUGGAUCCCAGCCCAGCAAGCUUUGAAAUCAGUUUGUGCUGCGGAGACUCAGAUGUGUCACCAGCCGAUGUUGCCAUUGAACUUCAGGCAAGAUUUGCUGAUCAGCAGUUUGUCAGAAAUGCUUUCGUUUCUGGAGAAUGGGGAGAAGAAGAAAUGCCCAUCCCCUACUUUCCCUUCAUUCCAGACCAGCCAUUUAGGCUUGAGAUACACUGCGAAUACCAAAGGUUCCGCAUAUUUGUCGAUGGACAUCAGCUUUUUGAUUUUCAUCAUCGUGUUGAGAACUUUUCAGCAAUUACUGAAAUAAAGAUUAUUGGUGACUUGCAGCUGACCAAACUUGCUUAAGGACUGCUGGAAAAAAGAUGAACUUUCUGCUGUUAGGUCAAAGACUUGUCAUCAUGCAUGUGAGGCGGUACUAGCUGGGUCUAAGCUAUCUCGGUGUUGGUCUCCAUUGUCUGUUGUGUGAAAAGGAGAAUCAAAUUGUUGUUUGCCAUUGGCAAUUAAUGCAGGGAAUUUAGGGAGCAAUUUGGGGAAAUGCUUGCAGCAGUUGAUUAAAAUACGGUUAAUAAUGGCUCUGGGCUGCAAGGAGGAUACAUUCUAGUCGUGGCUUCAUAUGUACAGAACAUUAAUUUGGGAGGGGGAGGGACAGGGUAGCAGGGCAAUGAACACGGUAUUUUUGUGUUGUUUAAACCUUGCACUUCGUUCACGUGUUUCCGCACUGAAAUGACAGCACAAAUAAUUAACAAAUAUAUAUUUUAAAGAAAGAAUGAACAGUCAGGGUAUUGUUUAGAUUGUAAAUGACAUGCUUUGUGUACUGUAACAUGGAUGGUGUAUUUUGUGCUAUGUAAUACCAUGUAUUUAUAACUAUCUUGCCUUUUAGUCUUAAUGAAUUAUUAACCAUCAACUGUAGGGUAUGUUAACAAAUGAAUGUACCAGAUGUUUAUUAUGUUUCUGUAAAUGAGAAGUAUAUUUCUAGAAAUUCCUAGGUUAUUAAUAGUUUUAUAGAUUACAAGCAAUAAAUGUUGAUAUCUCUAUAAUGGAGUUUUAAAAAAAUCACAUAAAAAUACAAAACAUGAUGCUAUUCAUAGAAUUAAUUUUCUAGAAAUAUAAUUUAAUUUAUGCUUCAUUAUGCUUUUGGGUUAAUGAUGCUAAGUUAAACUGUAAUGGGGAUGGAAGUUAACACUAUUACUGCAGUGAGUUGUAUUGUAAUGAAAAUAAUAUUUCACUAAAAAUAUUCUAACUGUAAAAGAACACUAAAUUGAACGCAAGUCUAGAAUAUCUGAUAUUUUAUGUGUUUUCAUUUGUAUGUAAACUGAUUGCUUUGGGUAAGCUGUGUUUAUUAUCAGCUCUAUUAUUUACCAAUACAGAUCUGGAGAAUUAGUAGGUCUAAUUGGAGAGUGUUUUGUGAUCACAUAUUUUGGAACAGAGUAAUUAUUAUAGAAACUGUGUCAGAAGAAGGCCAAUUAAUAUCAUGUUAUCUGUAUGUUUUGUGUUUAGAAUAGAUACUUUGGCAUUAUUCACUCAUUUUUAAUGUUUUCCUGUAUUUGUUGAAGUACAUUUCCCCUGCUGUAUAAUUGACUGUAUAUCUGGCUUUAUUUAAAAGCAUGUUAAAUUCAGGAAGUCAUUAAUGAAACUUUAUCAGAAAUAUCAAUAUUAUGGAAACUCUGUCUUAAGAUCUCAUCCUGAUUAUUUUUCCAUAUUUAAAAAGAGCUGUAUAACUGAAUAGUGGCAUAAUUCAAUCCCCCUCCUUUAUUUCUGCUUCUCUAACACUGCAGUGUAUUGCUGGGUCUUUAUGAAAAGAUAACUCACCAGUUAUUCAAAGAUGCCUUUCAAAAUGUAACGUUGUCAUGAAUGUUGUGCAUUUAAUUUUGUUAAGAUCAACUGAUAGCACAUUUACAAAUAAAUAUUUGUAAGUUCCCCAUACUUCCUUUUUCAUUCCUCUCCCUCCCUAUCCUUCAUCUUUGUUUUCGUUCCCUUUUUCAAUGUAAUGGUGAAAGUGGGGUUGGGAAAAUGACGGCAUUGUUUGCUACUCAUGACAAAAUGUCUGCAAACUCAGGUUGAUCGUUUCA